Molecule: messenger RNA, 2094 nt
Organism: Bolinopsis microptera
Lineage: Eukaryota; Metazoa; Ctenophora; Tentaculata; Lobata; Bolinopsidae
Product: dnaJ homolog subfamily C member 3-like
Exons: 14
Coding region: 21-1472 (483 amino acids)
Biological process (GO): protein folding in endoplasmic reticulum
Cellular component (GO): endoplasmic reticulum
Molecular function (GO): misfolded protein binding; protein-folding chaperone binding
Source: RefSeq, a predicted model, not a curated record
AAUGUUUCAGGUUAGCUUCCAUGGUUUUGCAGACAUCAGUGAGCCAUCUGAAGCUUGCUAUAUUGUCUUUGGCAAUAUAUGUUCACCAGACAUGGAGCACCUCAGUAAAAGAACACUUGGAACAAGGAACACAGUUACUGAGAACUGGUAAUUUGGGUGAGGCACUGAACCAUUACCACGCUGCUGUAGAGGGUGACGCGAAGAACUAUCAGGCAUUUUACCAGCGAGCAACAGUUUUCUUAGCACUUGGUCGUCACAGACAGGCACUUUCAGACUUUGACACUGUCAUACGACUCAAACCUGACUUUCAUCAUGCUAAGUCGGAACGUGGCAGUGUUCUCAUGAAACAGGGCAGAGUUGCGGAAGCACGAGCUCAGUUCACAGAUUUGUUAACCGUGGAUCCAGAUAAAGCCCAAGCGGGAUUGAGUGACCUCCCAGUUUUGGAGCACGCCAUUGAAGAGGGAGAUGAAUAUUUUGAUAAUGGUGACUUUGCAACUGCUGUUGAUCAUUACGAUGUUGCUAUUGAUAUAGCUAAGUGGGAUACUGGUUUACGGGAGAAGAGAGCUGAAACGUACUUGAAGAUAGGUAACAUUAUAAACGCUAUCGGAGAUGUGAGAGCUAUAGCGAAGCUAACUAACGAUAACACAGAAGCUUAUCUAAAGUUAUCACAGUUGCAUUAUAUCAUGGGAGAGGAGGAGGAAUCGUUGAAGGAGAUAAGAGAAUGCCUGAAGUUAGAUCAGGACCACAAGGAAUGUCAUGCUCACUACAAGAAAGUGAAGAAACUAGUCAAACAACUCACUAAAGCGCAGGAGCUAAUAAACGAAGGUGCGUAUAGUGACGCUGUAGCAAAGUUAAAGGCUGCGCUAAAAACAGAAUCAUCAGAGGAGAAAAUAGUGCUUAAAGUUCAAAGCAGACUUUGUCUCUGCAACAAACAGGGAUCGUUUGUGGAGGAUUGCCUGACCACGUGUACUACUGUGUUAGAACACGAGACUCAAGAUAUUGAAGCUUUAGUUAACAGAGCAGAGUGUCUCAUACUUAAUGAAGAUUUUGAAGGCGCUAUAAAGGAUUAUCAGACAGCACAAGGUAUAACAGACAGUAAGCACAUUAAAGACGGCUUACACCGGGCAGAGAAACUCUUGAAGCUCAGCAAAAAGCGAGACUACUAUAAAAUACUGGGCGUUCCAAGGAACGCUGAUAAAUCGCAGAUUAACAAAGCUUACAGGAAGAAAGCAAAAGAGUUCCAUCCUGAUAAAUUCACUGAAGAGGCUGAUAAGGCUGAAGCAGAGAAGAAGUUUAUUGACAUUGCAGCUGCUAAAGAAGUAUUAACUGAUGACGAAAAGCGACAACAAUUCGACAACGGCGAGGACCCACUGGAUCCUGAAACUGAACAAGGCAGAAACUUUCACCAACAACACUUCAACGGUUUUCCCUUCGGUGGGGGUGGUCAGCAGUUUCACUUCAAAUUCCAAUAAUACGUCCUGCACUUAUAAUAAGAACUGCAAUUAUGCUAAGAAUGUUUUGAUUCUUGAUCAACAAUCGCGUAGGAUUGAACAUUUUGGGGUAGUUUUUUAAAACAGAAGUUUUGUUUGUGUGAUCUGUUUGGUGAUUACACAGAUAAGGGUGAAUAUUUUUCUGAUAGAUGAUUAGUAUUUAGCCGUUGCUUUAGUCCUUCAAAUUUAUGGUAUGGAUGAUGUUUUAUUUCUAGUAAGCUUAAGCUAUUAGUUCUGAUAUUUAUCCUUUUUUGGUUCUAGAGCCCAUUUUAAUUUUGAUGUUCCAUUUUAAUUUGUUAUUUACUUUUCCUUACGGAACAAGUUGAGCCUGUUUCAUCAGAAUAGGAGCGAAAUUCUUUUGUGGGGUAAUCAUGGUGAAAAAUUGUGAAUCUGAUCUAGAAAUUGGAAUAUUUCACCAUUUUUUCCACCAGGACUACCUCCAAGUCUUUUGUGAACCAGUUGAAACUAUCCGUGUUCAUGGCGCGUAUGUAAAUGUAUUAGAUCGGUCUUUUGUUUUUGCGAGUUUUAACAAUGUUAUGGUUAUUUAUAUUGCUGAGUUUUUGUACAUAUUUCAAUUUAAUCAGAUUUCGAUCGCAUCAUAAAA